Molecule: messenger RNA, 2757 nt
Organism: Pteronotus mesoamericanus
Lineage: Eukaryota; Metazoa; Chordata; Mammalia; Chiroptera; Mormoopidae
Gene: CSNK1G2
Product: casein kinase 1 gamma 2
Exons: 12
Coding region: 511-1755 (414 amino acids)
Biological process (GO): peptidyl-serine phosphorylation; signal transduction; endocytosis
Cellular component (GO): plasma membrane; nucleus; cytoplasm
Molecular function (GO): protein serine/threonine kinase activity; ATP binding
Source: RefSeq, a predicted model, not a curated record
CGCCGCGCCCUCCCCGCGACGCUGGUGGCGUAAGCGCGGGCCGCGGCGGCGCUGCGAGACGGGCGAGCCGGGCGCCCGCGCGGCGGGGACGGCCCGCGCCCAACAUGCGGAGGCCGGCGGUGCGGGAGCGGGGGCUCGAGCGGGCGCCGGAGCCGGAGCGAGAGCGGGACCCGGAGCGGCGGCCCGCGCUGCGCUGCUGAGGGAGCCUGGGCCACCCAGCUCGGCCGGUUGGUCGCGGGGCCACGGCGGAGGCGGAGAGCUGGGAGCCACGAGAUUUGAGGCAGCGGGACCUGUCAGCAGAAUGUGUCCUCUCCCUGCGUGCGACCCUGAGGCCACCGAGAUGAGUGCCGCAGCCUGGCCCUUGCGAGCACCCACGUCUCACUAGCUAGGAGUCCACCAGGCGCCAUGGUGUUCUAGCCCCGAAGAGCCACCUGUGACCUCAGGUCUCCACAGACCCAGGAUUUGUACAGCAGCAGAGUCACCGUGGAGAGGCCAGGGUACCACAAACUUAUGGAUUUUGACAAGAAAGGAGGGAAAGGGGAGUCGGAGGAGGGCCGGAGAAUGUCCAAGGCUGGCGGCCGGACCAGCCACAGCGUCCGGAGCACGGGGACCAGUUCUGGGGUCCUGAUGGUGGGCCCCAACUUCCGGGUCGGGAAGAAGAUAGGCUGUGGCAACUUCGGGGAGCUCCGGCUAGGAAAGAAUCUCUAUACAAAUGAAUAUGUAGCUAUCAAAUUGGAGCCCAUCAAGUCCCGGGCACCACAGCUGCACCUAGAGUACCGUUUCUACAAGCAGCUCAGCACCGCAGAGGGUGUCCCUCAGGUCUACUACUUUGGCCCGUGUGGGAAGUACAACGCCAUGGUGCUGGAGCUGCUUGGGCCCAGCCUGGAGGACCUGUUCGACCUGUGCGACCGCACGUUCACGCUCAAGACUGUGCUCAUGAUCGCCAUCCAGCUGAUCACCCGCAUGGAGUAUGUGCACACCAAGAGCCUCAUCUACCGCGAUGUGAAGCCGGAGAACUUCCUGGUGGGGCGGCCAGGCAGCAAGCGGCAGCAUGCCAUCCACAUCAUUGACUUUGGCCUGGCCAAGGAGUACAUCGACCCCGAGACCAAGAAGCACAUCCCAUACCGCGAGCACAAAAGCCUGACGGGCACGGCGCGCUACAUGAGCAUCAACACACACCUAGGAAAGGAGCAGAGCCGCCGUGACGAUCUGGAGGCGCUGGGCCACAUGUUCAUGUACUUCCUGCGUGGCAGCCUGCCCUGGCAGGGGCUCAAGGCGGACACACUCAAGGAGCGCUACCAGAAAAUUGGGGACACCAAACGGGCCACGCCCAUAGAGGUGCUUUGCGAGAGCUUCCCAGAGGAGAUGGCCACAUACCUGCGCUACGUGCGGCGCCUGGACUUUUUUGAGAAGCCCGACUACGACUACUUGCGUAAGCUCUUCACCGACCUCUUUGACCGCAGCGGCUUCGUGUUUGACUACGAAUACGACUGGGCGGGGAAGCCCCUGCCGACGCCCAUCGGCACAGUCCACUCUGACCUGCCUGCGCAAACUCAGCCUAGGGACAAAGCCCAGCUGUACAGCAAAAACCAGGCGCUGAACUCUACCAACGGGGAGCUGAAUGCAGAUGACCCCACCGCCGGUCACUCCAAUGCCCCCAUCACGGCGCCCGCAGAGGUAGAGGUGGCGGACGACACCAAGUGCUGCUGUUUCUUCAAGAGAAGAAAGAGGAAAUCACUGCAGAGACACAAGUGAUCCCUGGCAGUGGCACCCCACACCCUUCUGCUGCAGUCCUUGGGGGAGCUUGUCUGGGUAACCCACAGCCAGGACAGGGACUGUGGCCCCGAGCUGCCCGCCCCCACGUGGGUUACUUCCUUCACAUAAGACUUUGGCCGAAAUUUCUACACCUGUGUCUAGUCCUCCCUUCCAAGAGCAUUAACUAUUUAAAACAAGGAAAAGAAAACACAGCGGCCGCCCUCCCGCGCCCCUUCUGCCAUGUCUGCUGAAGUGAGUAGUGUGACCUGGAGGCGCCGGCCACCCGUGCUGUCCAGCCCACCAGCCCUGUUAGUGUCAUAAAGUCCAGCUUGUCUCCCUCUAUCCAAAGGCCAUUUUCUCGAGGGGGAGCUGUGGGGCAUUGCUGCCAGGGGUGAACCUGCCCUAGGCCUCCCCAGUCAAAGGGGAAGACGGGGUGGGGGCGGCACCCCAACCAAAAUGCUGCACCAAAGCUUGGACGGCACGGCCCACAGGUGUUCUUGCUGUGCCUGCUCCUGGAGCCUGGGGCGGCCGUUCCUGUGGCCACUUGGCCAGGGCUCUGCCCGGUGUUGGGGCUUCUGGUGUCCACACUCGGUGCCACUGAGCCACAGGAGACAAGCGCCUUAAAGCCCCGUCUCAGCCCACAGGUGCGGCAGAGGCCAGGCAGCCACGUGCGGGCAGCCAGAGCCGCUGGGGCGUUGGCAGCGGCGUGUGCAUCUAGGUGUUGCUUUACAAAGUGUACAGAAAUGGCACUUCCGUUUCUCUGAUGCUUCCUGGAAGCCAUAGAACUUAGGGGCUUUUUUUAAAAAAUAAAGGAAAAUGAAACCAGUUCUGAGUAUAACGUUCAAUCUUUAUGAGAAGCUUGGAUGAAACUGGCAGCAACGCAGAUUCCCAUGUCCCUAGGAAGGGACAGGCUAGGAGAUGGUGACAAACCUGGAGCUAGAUUGGCAGGAGGAAUGGAUGGUCAGAAACAAAUUAACAGAACUAAAGUAAGAGUUGGGUUUG